Molecule: messenger RNA, 4974 nt
Organism: Bemisia tabaci
Lineage: Eukaryota; Metazoa; Arthropoda; Insecta; Hemiptera; Aleyrodidae
Biological process (GO): proteolysis
Molecular function (GO): serine-type endopeptidase activity
Source: RefSeq, a predicted model, not a curated record
CAAGAUUUUCAGUCUCAUUGAAGAUAACCAUUUCUUGGUAUUUUUUGAGAGUCCUCAGAUAAAUAAAAUCGUUAAUCCAGUCUGCUGUUGUUUGUACUUAAAUCGUGCUGGAUCCGGUGUAAUUUAGCGGUAGCUUCAUAUUUGUUCCUUUUAAUGUUUAAGUGCUGAUAGGUAGGAACACUUUUUCUGGUGCGUGGACUUUAAGUGCGAGCGCCGACAAUUCAUUAGUUGAAUGAUCUUGAGACGCCGCUGUGUUCAUAGCGGGGAUCCAACGACAGUGCGAUUUCCUUCAAAAUUAUCACCAAAACAACAAAUUUGAGGCCACCCCUCCAAAUCUCAUGACAUGAUUUUUGAUUUGUUUUUAAAUUAAUUUAAAAGUUUCGAAAAUUUGUGUUCAUUACAUUUAUUUAAAGUAGUUUUUACGUUCGUUUGUGAGAGAAAGGUAUACAAGAAACUGAAAAAUGUCUGGAAAACACAUAAUGUGGGUUUUGCUGGGAAUGCUAUUGGCUUUCGUGUCAGAAAUCGAUGCAUAUCCACUGUCAAAACCAAGAAGCACUGGGAUGCACUGGGAGCGUCAGAGAUUGACUACUAGGCAUCAAGCAAGACUUGGAGAAUACCCAUAUCAAAUUCUCAUCAGGCUCAGACCAAGCCUGGCUAGUUUGCCGGUAUGCAGUGGUGCGUUGGCUAGUCCUUAUCACGUCAUCACAGCUGCUAGUUGUGUUCAGGAGUACAUCAAUGCCCCCGACUAUUUGGAGAUAGUUGCAGGUGCACUGAAUAUUACUGAAACUGCAAAAUCCAAAAACUCAGUUGUCGUUCGAAAUGUUACGCAAGUGUACAUCAAUGCAGAUUACAACACAGAGACCUUUGAGAAUGAUAUCGCCGUGUUGGAGGUGUGGCCCCAAGUUAAAAUGUCCAGGGUGAUUGACACGGUGCAAUUGCCGAGGAAUCAAAUUUCAAUUGGACGCAAGGCAAAUAUCAGUAGUUGGCCGGAUACAGAGGAUCUUAAAGGAGAGUUACUGACUAUAUCUCACUGUGGAACACACGAUAAGGAAUCCUCUCCAUCUUUCAUUUGUGCUCAAGAUGGUUACGGACACUACGUCACAUCUGAGGUAGAUGUUGGUGGACCUCUCGUUUCAUGGAAUGAAAUUCAUGGAGUAGUUUGUGGAGAUGAAGAAAAAGGCGUAUUAACGAAAAUAUAUACUUUUAAGAACUGGCUGGAAAGUAUAAUCACACCUACAACAACUGAAUCGGAGGAAACAGAGGAAACCCAGGAGACGGAAGAGUCAGAGGAGACCGAGGAAUCCGAAGAGACCGAAGAAUCCGAGGAGACCGAGGAAUCUGAAGAGACAGAAGAGACUGAAGAAUCUGAGGAGACUGAAGAGACUGAAGAAUCUGAGGAGACUGAAGAGACUGAAGAAUCUGAGGAGACUGAAGAGACUGAAGAAUCUGAGGAGACUGAAGAAUCUGAGGAGACUGAAGAAUCUGAGGAAACUGAAGAGACUGAGGAGACUGAAGAAUCGGAGGAAACAGAAGAAUCCGAGGAAACAGAGGAAUCUGAGGAGACUGAAGAAACUGAGGAGUCCGAGGAAACCGAGGAGUCUGAAGAGACUGAAGAGUCCGAAGAGACGGAAGAGUCCGAGGAAACAGAAGAAUCCGAGGAAACAGAAGAAUCCGAGGAGACGGAAGAAUCUGAAGAGACGGAAGAAUCCGAGGAAACAGAAGAAUCCGAGGAGACAGAGGAGUCUGAGGAGACUGAAGAAACUGAGGAGUCCGAGGAGACAGAGGAAUCUGAGGAAACUGAAGAGACUGAGGAGUCUGAGGAGACCGAAGAGACAGAGGAGUCUGAGGAGACAGAAGAAUCCGAGGAAACAGAGGAAUCCGAGGAAACUGAAGAGACUGAGGAGUCUGAGGAGACCGAAGAGACAGAGGAGUCUGAGGAGACAGAAGAAUCCGAGGAAACAGAGGAAUCCGAGGAGACCGAAGAGUCAGAGGAAACAGAGGAAUCUGAAGAAACCGAAGAGUCCGAGGAGACAGAAGAAUCUGAGGAGACCGAGGAGUCCGAGGAAACAGAAGAAUCUGAGGAGACGGAAGAGUCCGAGGAAACAGAGGAAUCCGAGGAGACGGAAGAAUCUGAGGAAACGGAGGAGUCAGAAGAAUCUGAAGAGACGGAAGAAUCUGAGGAAACUGAAGAGUCGGAAGAGACAGAGGAGUCCGAGGAGACUGAGGAAUCUGAGGAAACAGAAGAGUCUGAAGAAACGGAGGAGUCCGAAGAGACAGAGGAAUCCGAGGAGACCGAAGAGUCCGAGGAAACAGAAGAAACGGAAGAAUCUGAGGAAACUGAGGAGUCUGAGGAGACAGAAGAGUCAGAGGAAACCGAGGAGUCCGAGGAAACAGAGGAAUCUGAAGAAACAGAGGAAUCCGAAGAAACAGAGGAAUCUGAAGAAACCGAAGAGUCCGAGGAAACUGAAGAGUCUGAGGAAACUGAAGAAUCUGAGGAGACGGAGGAAUCUGAAGAAACGGAUGAGUCCGAGGAAACUGAAGAGUCGGAAGAGACAGAGGAGUCCGAGGAGACUGAGGAAUCUGAGGAAACGGAAGAAUCUGAAGAAACGGAGGAGUCCGAAGAGACAGAGGAAUCCGAGGAGACCGAAGAGUCCGAGGAAACAGAAGAAACGGAAGAAUCUGAGGAGACUGAUGAAACCGAGGAGACUGAAGAAACUGACGAAUCUGACGAAACUGCAAAGAAGAAGAAAAUAUUAAUAUCAUGAGGCCGAUCUUUUUUUUCUGACUGAGCAAUAUAUGAAGUUAAUUUUUCUCGCCCGCGGAGCAUUACUGUGAAUCAUAUAGAGAAAAAUCGUAUUUUCCCAAUUUUCAAUCUAAUGUGGGAUUUUAUUUCGUCAGAAAUAUACGCUGAAAAUCUCCGUGGUGCAUUUUACCUACAGAAAGAUCUGAGUCCCUCUUUUAAUGAAUCUGUGUAGACCUUUUCUGCUUGCGUAGGUGUUUUCAUUGUAAAUGUCAUUGACUGUUACACUGCGAGGGGUCUAAAAUCGCACUUUUUAAAUAUUAUGAAAUGAAAACGCUAAACGUUAAAUUUGAUGCCCAUUUGCAAUUCUUCAAUAUUAAAAAAAAAAAUAUGAUAGGGAAGGAACAAAUGCACAUGCACCAGCAUCGGUUCUGAAACUAAGAAUGCUAGCUAAUACGCUCGUAAGAGCUCACAAGUGAACCCACAACUCGUUCAAUUUAAUUUUUUAUUAGUAUUUUUUCCAGUCUUAAAAAGUAAAUGAAAUCUCAUUGAAUUUUCCCGAAUGAAAAUAUUAAAUUUUAAUCGAAAGUAAAAUGACCUUGCGUGUACCCCGCACGCGUCGCAAAACGUCAUUUUUCACACGCAAAAAUUUAAAACUUCAGCUAUCGAACAUGAAAAAGUAUCUAAUUGAUAUCGUUCCCGUCAUUUUUUUUUUUUUUUUUUUCGUGACAAUUGGUCGGUGUGUUAAAUUUAUGAGCCUCCGUACUUGCUUGCCGUCUGUUUACUUGUAUCAGGAAGAAAAACAAAUUGCACUGAUCUCGAUCUGCAUUUUUAUGAGCUGAGUUUUUCCACAAAAAAAAAAAAAAAGAAAAGAAAAGUAAGUUUUUUAGGUACCACUAGAAAAACACGAGCCGAAAGUUUAUUUUGUCCUCUCAAAAAUAUUCUGAGAAGUUCACAGAGAAGUCUGCUUAAAAGUGUUUUUUUGGCGCUGCCCUAUCCUUCCACCUCCCUUACUUUUUUCAACACAAAAAAUAGAUUUUGAAUUACUCAUUGGAUUCCAAACGACAAUUUGAACAUGAAAAAUUAUCAUCAUGAUGGAACAAUUACAAUGGAAGAAGAGAAUCGAAGUAUUUUUUUCAUUUUUUACGUAGAUAUUCAUGGGAAAAAUGAAAAAUUCUCAGUUAGUCAAGAAAUUAGCCAACAAUUUAUAGGAACAGUCGCAGAGCAUAAGUAAAAAAUUGGACACUUAAAAUUGAAAUCUUCAAAGCAUCUUUAAAAGAAUAAUUGGAAGGUUUUGUAUUUCAUACACUUUAAACGCGGAAAACGGUGUUGGGAAGAAAUGACGCAAAUUUCGGCAUUGAAAAUCAAUGACCGAAGCGCGGAACCACCUAUCUCCAUUGCGGUGUUUCAAAAGUUCCGCCUUUUGUUUAUUUUUCCGAAGAGAUACAAGCUAACUUCAUUGCUUGAAAUUUAAUGUAUACAGAAUAUUCUGCUAGUAGGGAUGAUAAAUCAAAGCAGUUUUUAAGAAAUUACGUUGACAAGUUUCCUAAAGAAAAAACAAAAUAUGACUGGAAGUCUUCCACGUCGCAAACGGAGAUACGUGUUAUCGCACUUCAGCCGUCGAAAUGUCCUUUCACAUACAUUUUCCGUGUCCGUGAAAAAGGACCAUACCCCCCGCCCCCUUGAAAAUUUGUAUGAAUCUCAUUUUUUACAUCAGAAUAUCUAUCAAAUAAGUUCUUGUAGUACUGAUUGAUGAUUUUCCAUCGUAAAGGUGGUAAAAUGUGAGUGGAAAAUUUCAAACGGAGCAAUCUAGAUCUGUUUUCUUAGUUUCACAAUCGAUACGGUUGCUGGGAUACAUACAGAUAGUAAAAUGAUAUUGAAAAAAUGCCAAAGAAGGGAAAAUUCAAUACUAUUUGACGCACACGGGGAGGGAAAAACGGUGCGUUAAGAGUGAGUAAAUAAGAGUUAAGAAGCUAUGUUCCUUAAUGAUGCAAACUUCAAAAAUUGCGUAAGAUUUUUUUUUUUUUUUUUGGGGGGGGGGGCUUACGCUCUUUGCUCCGUUCAAAAACGACGCACAAUGACGCACCCAAAAAACUGAUAACAUUGGAUGUUCGUCAAAUUCCGGGAAAGGUGCAUUGCCUAGUUAGGAUCCAAAUUACUGUAAAUACUCCUUAUUUUCUAAGAUUUUGUAAAUAUUGUACAAAUGUAAUAAAAGAGAAAAAUAAUCACCAAAA